Molecule: messenger RNA, 612 nt
Organism: Acanthocheilonema viteae
Lineage: Eukaryota; Metazoa; Nematoda; Chromadorea; Rhabditida; Onchocercidae
Source: the annotation of a GenBank genome assembly
AUGGCAGUAUUACAAAAAUCCCAAACUUUUUCCGAAACAUCAAAUGAUAUAAUUGAAGAUUUGCAAAUAUCACUUCACGAUUUUGUUGUGCCAGUUAAACAUUAUCCACAAAUGGAUAUUGAAAAUGAUAAGAAUGAUUGUGAGACAUUUGUUUGGGAUUGGCCAUUUAGUGAGGAUUGCACGGCAAAGGGAUUUCUUUCCGAUCAAAAAUUCUUCGUUUGUUUACCAUUUAAUCAAGGUGGCACGGGGGAAUCCAGGGGAACGUUGAAAAAGUUUGAAAAGAUCACCGACUCGAACUUUAGCUGCAUCAUUGGACUUUGCAACAAUAGUUUUUUUAAAACUUGCUUUUGGCGACUUGAAAUUGAAGUUUUAAGAAAUCUCAAUAUGCUUGUACUCAAUGCUUCAAGGGAUAUUUCACGACCAGGCGAAAUAGUGAAACGUUUAAAACGUGUUCGCAAAGUAUACAAACUACCGCCACAUUGCGACCUAUCAACCCUGACAACAGAAAGUUACGAUUGGGCAGUUAUAAUUCAAGUAAAUCGAAAAGAUGAUAAAUUUUCAGGAAAAAAUCGUUCUAAAAUAUUACAGCGAAGUGUUACACUUAAUAAUUAA